Molecule: messenger RNA, 1407 nt
Organism: Cercocebus atys (sooty mangabey)
Lineage: Eukaryota; Metazoa; Chordata; Mammalia; Primates; Cercopithecidae
Gene: EBPL
Product: emopamil binding protein-like
Exons: 2
Coding region: 742-1002 (86 amino acids)
Biological process (GO): sterol metabolic process
Cellular component (GO): endoplasmic reticulum; membrane
Molecular function (GO): cholestenol delta-isomerase activity
Source: RefSeq, a predicted model, not a curated record
AUAUGGGCACUGACUCUUUCAGCUUUUAAUAUUUAACUUAACCAGUCAGUCAGUGGUGAAACAGGUGUGAUGGAGGCCUGCCAUAGUGAGACCUGGCCUGCCACAGGUGAAACACAUCUAUCGCCAAGCCAAUAGGACUUACCGCUCCUCUCACCCACACUUCUACUUUUCUGGAGAAAUGGAAAGAUUGUCAAAGUAGGCCACAAGGGCUUUAAGCCGGCUGGUGGCUGAAAACACCCUUAACCCCCCCACCUCCUUGGUAAGGCUUGCAGGAGCCUAAUUGAAACCUUUCGCCUCUAAAAUUCUGCCCCGGUCUACUGGCAAACUUUCCACUACCUGGGCUUCACUUUGUGGCUUGAAGUUUGAGCUUGUUAAAAAUCAAACAACAUCAAAGGGUGUGGCCCUAUUACCAAUCCUCCAGGCUUGGUUUGGGAACAGGUUUGGUCGAGGGAGUUGAGUAAGUUGGUGAGCACGGUCCUCCUAGGGAACCUCCAUGCGCGGGACCUGACAAAACCUCUGGGCUCAGCAGGCUGGCGAGGGUGCGAGACGGGCAGGGAAUACUAGCGCUGGUCCCGACCCUGCCGAGGAGCCCAGUGCCUCCCCGGACCGCCUUGGCCAUUCAGCUCCGCUCCUCUUUGGCCAUCCGGCUCCGCCCCUUUCCGGCCAGCCCCGCCCCGUCGUUUCUCUCCCGGCUUUCCUCUGCCGCAUGGUCUCCGGCCGCUGGCGUCGGGAGCCGGAAGCAUGGGCGCUGAGUGGGAGCUGGGGGCCGAGGCUGGCGGGUCGCUGCUGCUGUGCGCCGCGCUGCUGGCGGCGGGCUGCGCUCUGGGCCUGCGCCUGGGCCGCGGGCGGGGGGUGGCCGACCGCGGGGCGCUCAUCUGGCUCUGCUACGACGCGCUGGUGCACUUCGCGCUGGAGAGAGUGGGCAAGACCACGAACCAGGAGGGCGCUGGGGUCCUGGGAUCCACGGAAUGGAAUUUCAAGAACACUGAUAAAUUGCUGUAGCACCAUUAAAAACAAAGAAAGAAAAUAAAAGGUGAGGCACCUGGCAACCAGAAAGUCAGUGGUGAGAGUGGGAUUGAUGGGAGGGAGGCUCCAGAAGCCAAACACUUACAGGCCGGGUAGAGGAGAAGCUGGGCAGUAGAUGAAAGUCCUGCAGAAGUUUGGUGGUGGGAGGAGGAAGGGCAGGAGGGUAGCUCCAGAGGCACCUCGGGGCAGGCUGGGGGAUCUUGGUUCCUUUGAAGAUAAAGGUCUGGGCGAGAGGAUGGCCGAGGAAGGGUAAAAGUGCAGGCACGGUGGGCAGCUCUCGCUGUCUGAUGUGUGCUUGGCCAUGGAGGAGUUUUGAGACGAAGUCUCACUCUCUUGCCCAGGCUGGAGUGCAAUAGCAUGAUCUUGGCUCACUGCAACCUC